Molecule: messenger RNA, 2079 nt
Organism: Maudiozyma barnettii
Lineage: Eukaryota; Fungi; Ascomycota; Saccharomycetes; Saccharomycetales; Saccharomycetaceae
Gene: SPT20
Product: Spt20p
Exons: 1
Coding region: 1-2079 (692 amino acids)
Biological process (GO): regulation of transcription by RNA polymerase II
Cellular component (GO): SAGA complex
Molecular function (GO): transcription coregulator activity
Source: RefSeq, a predicted model, not a curated record
AUGAGUGCAGUUAAUUCACCAAACAACGAUGGGCAAAAUGUUGGAAUCCCUGUUAACACACCAGGAGGAGGACUCAGUCCCCAAGGUGUAGCCGUGAACCUCAGUAUGGCUAAUAGAAAUAAUAGUAAUGCCAGUAGUAACGGAAGUCUAACUAAUGGUUUUACUCAUGGUUCACCUACGGGUGCAGGUAUACAUACAGGUUUGCAAAUGAGUAGUCCUAUAAAUACACCUGGAGGAAUGCCCAUGAAUGUGUCGGCAGGAUCUCCUCCAACUAAUUCGAGGCUCACUCAGGCUCAAUUACAAUUAUUACAACAGCAACAGCAUAAAUUACAAGCUGGUACUCCACAGCAACAACAACAACAGAAACAGAAAAUGAUGAUGCAACAAAGAGCAAUGCAACAACAAAGACAGCAGCAAGCAAUGCAUAAUUUCGAAACACAAUUCUAUCAAUUGUUGAUGACGAUCAAUAAGAAACCAAAGAGAAUUUAUAAUUUCGUUGAAGAUACAGACUCAAUUCUUAAGAAAUACGAACAAUAUAGACCUAGUUUUGAAUUCCAUAUAUAUGAAAAUAAUUACAAAAUAUGUGCGCCAGCGAAUACAAGGGUACAACAGCAACAGAAAUCACCUGAGAUUUCAAAUGAGGGUCUUGUGUUAAAUAAAAACAACGAAAUUUUGAAAGAUUUUUUAGAAUAUGUCGCAAGAGGUACUAUGCCAGAGGCAUUAAUGGAAGUCCUUAGAGAUUGUAAUUUACAAUUAUAUGAAGGAAAUAUUGUGUUACAAGUAUAUGAUCAUACAAACACCGUCGAUAUAAUACCGAAGGAUUUACCAAAACCAGGUACUAUCCCAAAUCCUGUACCGCAGGGACAAGAACCACAGCAAGAUGUAAAAGCUGAUCCGGAAUCACAAAACAAUAACUUGCAGAAUUCAAAUAAUAAUAAUAUUAAGAGAGAAGCUCAUGAUAGUAAUAACGGGAAUUCAAGUAGCUCUUCAGAAAGAGCCAAUGUUGUCAAAACAUCAUUUAGAAGACCAAGAGUAUAUAGAACGCUCUUAAGGCCUACAGAUUUGUCAAGUUACUAUGAUAUGAUGACUUACGCAGAUCAAGCAAGAUUUUCUGAUACUAUCUAUAAUCAAUUAGAAUCAGAAUUGUUGAUCCUCACCAAACGUAAUAUCGAUCUUGUUGUGAAAUUGAACCCAUAUGAGCACCAAGAAAAAAUAAAUGAAUUAGAUUUUACUAUACCAAAAUGGGACGAAGAAACGCAAAGAGUACAUUUUCCACAUAGAAAGUUAUCCGUAGAUGAAAAGACUAAGGGUGGAGCAGGUCAUAUAAGUCAACAUGAGGAAUUACCACAACAUAACUCUACAUAUGAGCAGAUGAUGUUAAUCAUGGGUGAAAGGACCACGACAACAACAAAUUCAGCAUUUGCCGCAGCUUUAGCAAGACAUGCUACAGAGACAAAAACUUCCAAAUCUGGUUCUAGUGGUUCAAAAGGUAUAUCUGGUGGUGGCAGGAACACGGGUAGUUCUUCGGCUUCAGAUGGUGGUCAAUCUUCUAUCGCUGCUGCAAAUGCGGCCGCAGCUGCAUCAAGUGUUAGUAAUGAGAAUAAUCAAUUUAGUAGAUUGAAAUUCAUUGAACAAUACCGUGUCAAUAAGGAGAAGAGAAAACAGCAACAAGCAUUAAACAUGGUUAAUGGAAAUGGUGGUGGGAACGGUGUUGCUCUUCCAUUCAAUAUGAAGAUAUCUAUGGCAAUGACUGGCUCAGAUUCCAAUUUAGCGCCUCAGAAACAAAAGGGCCAAGGAGGUAAGAAGGAUACUGGUGGGCAAGCAAAAGGUAAAGGAACAAAUAAACGUGGUAGUAAUUCAGAUAAACCCAAAACGAAGAGACCUCGUAAACCUAAGAAGACCGCUGCUAAUGGUGAAACCCCUAAGAAGAAACGUGUGACGAAGAAGAAAGGUACCGCUGCGUCUACAGCUGCUGCAAGUACGGUGAGUACGCCAGCUGGGAAUGAUAUAGGUUAUUUGACUGGUACACCUUCUAGUGUUAAGUCUGCUGGUUCGCCCACUACAGCAACACCUAAAUAG